This is a messenger RNA of Ostertagia ostertagi, 1428 nucleotides long. The record is from the annotation of a GenBank genome assembly. Lineage: Eukaryota; Metazoa; Nematoda; Chromadorea; Rhabditida; Trichostrongylidae.
GUGGUGAACAUUGUUACAGGUGGCGGGUUCAAUUUCGGCUAUCAGCUACUCAUCACAAACCCAGCUCAAUUGGCGUUCAUACAAUUUCUGAACGACUCCUAUGCAGAAACCCACGGUGUACGUGAGGAUCGUGCAACUCUUGAGUUUCUAUGGGGAGUGAUUGUGUCGACGUUUUUCUGGGGAGCUACGGUUGGAGCACUGCUGAUCCAAACGACCGCUGAUCGUCUUGGACGUAAGAAUGGCAUCAUUUUCACCUUCGUCGUACAAAUUAUUGCAGUCGCCCUGGAAAUCUUCAGUUUUUUCGCGAAUAGUUAUAUCGUGUAUUCAGUAGCGCGAAUCGUGCUCGGUGCUGCCAUAAGUAUCUCAUUAGGAAUUGCUCCGAUGUUUAUCAUCGAAUGCAGUCCUGUAGGAUGUCGUGGCAUGAUCUCGAUGGCGACUGGCGUACUGCUCCAACUUGGACUCGUUGUUGGCUCAAUCACUGCCAUGCCGGAGGUUUGGGGUACAGUGGACUCGUGGUGGCUCGUCUAUGGCCUGGAACUGUUCCUUACAAUUUUCAUCACGGUCCUCAUUCUCUUUAUUCCAGAGAGUCCAAGCUUUCUGCUCACGAAAGAUAAGAAACGACUAGCAGAAAAGUCAAUUCUUUUCUAUCAUGGCGUGAGUAAAGCCGAAACUGAGCCGUUGAUGUCGGAUAUGAAGAAAGGUGUCGAAGGAGACAAACCACUUGGACAAAACGUGCUUUGUGGAUUCCUGGUGCGGCAUCGCAUAAUGAUGGACAAGACUAUGCCGGCAGUAGCAGCCGUCAAUGCGUUCGCAUUCGAGAUCCUCCUCAACGUCGGACUUAGCCCGCUUCAUGCAUCACUCGGUAAUUUGGCCAUCUGCGUAAUGGCGGUGCGGAUCGACGCCGACCGCUUCUCCUUUUCAGCCCUUUGUGGAAUUGGCCCUAGUGACACUGUUCUGAUUUCUGGAUUCCAUGUACAUGUUCGGCAGGUCAUAAGGAAGCAAUGGAUUGGAUGGUGCGUGGUGUUGUCGAUUUGUGUUUUCAACCUGGUAUUCGCCACGGGACCUGGACCGCUCUGCUUUUUCGUGCCUGGCGAACUUGUCAGUCACAAAGCUCGAGCCGCCACGUACACAUGGCUGAACAUUGUAAUGAACGGAUUUCGCUCGCUUCUGUUGAUCGUCUAUUUCCCUAUUCAAAUUGCUCUUGGUGGACCUCUGUGCUACUUCCUUCUGUUCUUUCCACCGUGCGCUAUAACUGUAGCGAUUUGCUACUUCUUCUUACCAGAAACUACAGGGUUGACGCCUGAACAGGCACGAGUCGCAUGCAUCGACUUCCUGGCUUCUGUGACAAGGACAUCAAAGAGGAGGUCGAGCAGAAGGAGCUGGUCUCAGACUAGAAAAUUUCCUUCUGUGCCGUUCUUUUCGUUAUGA